UCACUUUUCAUCAAUUCAAAAAAAGUUGGACUGUGCAUGUCUCAGAAAAAUGGCGAUUGAUAAAUUUUUGUUCAUUAUUUGAAAGCACAGUCCUAGGAUAUACAAUUAAAUCGUUUAUUAUCUGGUUGUAAAGCUGCGAACCAAACCAGGGAAUGGCUGACGCUGUGGUGGAGCGGAGACCUCCCGCUCGCUUCUUUUGCCACAGGUGUAACAUAGAAUUUGAGGAUGUUUUGCAGGAUUACAGAUGUCCGUAUUGUGCGAGUGGGUUCAUUGAACAGCUUGAGAGUGAGACGGAGGGAUCGGCACUCUCCGGAGAUGACUUCAGUGAUGCAGACAUGAGCAAUUUAGAUGAUUCAGAUGAUACACAUCAAAGUGCCAGCCACCCGAUGCUGAGCGACUUGGCGUUUCUUAUGUCAGGAGGGCGACACCGCGGCGGCGGGCGGCCGGAGACCCUCCUGGAACAGCUGGUGUACUCCAUCAGCGGCAGCGGCCCGCUCGGCGGCGCCGCCGUCACCGCCGGCGCGCCGUUCGUGCUCGUCGGCGCGCCCGGCGACUACGUCUUCGGCGGCGAGGGUUUAGACGCGGUGGUGACACAGUUACUAGGACAGCUCGAGAACGCGGGGCCUCCGCCGCUGCCUCGGGAACAAAUCGCCGCCAUACCCAGUGAGGCCGUCACAGAAGAACAGGCCGCAGCCAACACAUCAUGUUCAGUGUGUUGGGAGAACUUCCAGAUGGGCGAGAUGGUGUCUAAGCUGCAGUGCGAGCACAUAUUCCACUCGACGUGCAUAGAGCCGUGGCUGCAGCUGCACGCCACGUGCCCCAUCUGCCGGCGCUCGCUGCUCACGGAGGAGCCCCCGGCCGAGCCCGGCGCCGAGCGCGAGCCGCCCGCGCCGCCGCCCCGGCCCAGCUCCACGAUGGGCGGCAUGCCGACGGUGCGGCUGCGGCGGCUGGCGCGGCGCCGGGCGCCGGGCGCGGCGUGGGACGCGGCGGCGGACUCGUCGUCGUCGUCCGACGCGUCCGUCACGGCCGGCGGGCUGUGGGCCGGCCCGCGCGGGGACUCCACCUCCACGUCGUCGCUCAACUCCGCCGCCACGGACGCGUCGCGCGACAACAUGUACAACAUGGACAUCGACUUCGACUAGGGGCCGCCGCGGCCGCGCGGCCCGCGCCGAGCCGCCGGCGACCAGACACCUGUGCGCGUGUGAUGCUCCCCUGGUACGUUCGGGAGACGGACCCGACUAAAUAUUCGCUUUAUUUUGAGAGUAGAGAGUUCUGACGUCCAGUCGGAGGUGAAAGCGAAUCGAAAAAAGUGGUUAAAGUUGUAAUCGUAAUCGUUGAAAUAAUAUUAAAAACUAGAAACUCAUUAUACGUUUUACUUGGCGAGCCUCCUAACGAAAAAUCUCGCAAAAGAAACGUACGCUUUAUAAUCGCGACGAAACACUGAUGGACUCAGCCUAAUACCGGCAAACUGCAACAUACUAUCAAACUGAGCCUUAUCCAGCGGUGCCCUCAGGCAGUAGGUCACUAUAAGAAAUUCACACAAAAACCUGAAUUAGACAACUACUUUGAAUUACUAGUGGCUCUGUGAGCUGUGGCCCACGUGAAUCCCCAUGGUUCAAAUCAAAAAAUGCGACCUGUAGAUGAAAAUGUUUUUUGCCCAACCUAAAUUGGAAACCUUUGCUUAGACCGAUAACCAAAAAAUUACGAGAAAAGAUUUGAUAAACAAAACAUAAGCUUCGUAUGUUAUGUUUUCUUUGUACAAUCUAUUAAAUACACGUCUGCAAACGUCAGCUCACUAGGGCUAGGGCUAAUUUUAAUAUCACUCUAGAUAUACAACAGAAACACAUUAUAAUUACAGAACAUUUGCAUAUGUCUUGUAAUUAUAAUGGAGAUUUCUUAAAAAUUGUGAACUGACGAUUAUUUAUUUAUUUAGCCGCUCUCCUUGAGAACUCUCUGCUCUUUUAUUUUUUAAUGCUUUCCCUUCUUGUUUAAGAUUGAAAAUCAUGUAGAAUGUUCAAGGAGGUAAAGUCUAAAAAGAAUAGUAAAGUACAAAUGUCGCGCAGGCCUACGUCGACCGCUCCGCUGCUGGUACUUUAGGAUUAAAUGAAAGAAGAUUCAUAGUUAAAAUUAAAGUUAUUUAAAUUAACGAAUGCUGGACUAUGAUUAUCUGCCUUAAUACCGUUGUGCGAUCGGAAACUUAUGUUUACCUCUUCAUAGAGGUAAUAUUAUUAACACAGUUAUUAUUUAAAUACCUAGUAACAGAGUGGACUUUGAAAAAGUUCCGUUUCUUAUAUAGCUGCAGAACUGCAAAAUUAUCUUUGUGUAUAGACUUUCAGCUGUAACAAAUUGUUUAAUGCGUUAUUUUCGUGUAAAUUUUGUAAAUAAAUGUAAUUGUAAGCCUUUGUUGCGUAUAAUAAAUUUAUGGGUAUACUUGCAUUGCCUUGAGUGCCAGACACUUAUGGCGUUGUUCAUAAACAAGCUACAAGCCCCAGUUACCAAUUGAUCGUGUGUCUUAUCUGUAAUUUUGGCUUGUGGAAUUUUAUUUCAGUAACAUUUCGUACGGUCACGUUCUGAAUAUAUCGAUACGAACGAAGUACCAAAAUAUGUAUACACUACCUACCUUAAUAUAUGGGCAAUAAUAUCGUGUAUACAUAUUUUUGGCACUUUGUUCGUAUCUAUAUUAUUAGACGUGACUGUACCUUGUCGCAGUGAAAAUAGUAUAAGGUCCCUAGUGACUUUCAUAUUUAUUGCCACAGAGAUAAGGUGCAAAAUGGUACUGAAAUUAAAUUAUUUGACUGUAAGAAGGAGAUAAAACAUAAGUAAUUGAAUAAAUUGAGGCUUGUAAACUUUUAUGAAUGAGGGGUUAGAAUGUAGUCCACAGAGCUUGUGGGGUAUCUUUUAUUAAUAUAUUCUUACAUUUUGAACGCCGAACGUUAAUACAUAAGGGCGAUAUAGACAAAAUUGUUAACGAGUAGGUAAUAUUUCACUAUCGCCCGUGAUACAGGCGAUGUUUUUCAUCACACUUGCGAGGAAAAUACUAGUUUUAAGCAAAUCUAAUUACAACAAAAAUCACAAAUGGUCUUAUGUUAAUUUGUGUUUUGACGCAUAAAAGGCCAAAACCUAUUUUCGUCACAUUUUAGUGACACAAUGAA
Messenger RNA from Cydia pomonella (codling moth), 3152 nucleotides. RefSeq names its product E3 ubiquitin-protein ligase RNF126-like. Lineage: Eukaryota; Metazoa; Arthropoda; Insecta; Lepidoptera; Tortricidae. The transcript has 7 exons. Bases 153 to 1142 code for a protein of 329 amino acids. The record is from RefSeq and is a predicted model, not a curated record. Gene Ontology annotation, cellular component: nucleoplasm; cytoplasm. Gene Ontology annotation, biological process: ubiquitin-dependent protein catabolic process; positive regulation of DNA-templated transcription; protein ubiquitination. Gene Ontology annotation, molecular function: ubiquitin protein ligase activity.